AUGCCUAUUACAUAUUUUAUUUAUAUAAAGCGAAUAAUAUUAGAUGAAGGUGUAGCAAAAUUGAAAAAUCGUAUAGAUUUACUUGAAAUUCAUAUGGAAGAUAAAAUUAACGUUGAUUGA
Dentiscutata erythropus is the source of this 120-nucleotide messenger RNA. Lineage: Eukaryota; Fungi; Glomeromycota; Glomeromycetes; Diversisporales; Gigasporaceae. The record is from the annotation of a GenBank genome assembly.